Molecule: messenger RNA, 3743 nt
Organism: Chenopodium quinoa (quinoa)
Lineage: Eukaryota; Viridiplantae; Streptophyta; Magnoliopsida; Caryophyllales; Amaranthaceae
Exons: 5
Coding region: 827-3334 (835 amino acids)
Biological process (GO): regulation of transcription by RNA polymerase II
Cellular component (GO): piccolo histone acetyltransferase complex
Source: RefSeq, a predicted model, not a curated record
AAACCGCUUCUGAAGUUUGAAGCUAACACCCCCUUUACAAAAAUGCAAGUGGCAAAUUCUCAUUUAUCCUAGCUAACACCCCCUUUACAAAAAGACACGAAUGGGUCCUCACUCUUCACACAAUAAAAAUAUCCCUUUAUUCUCCCCACCUUAAACAUGGGGUCCGCUCAAGGCUAUUUUCGUCAACUUCUUCUAAGUUUAAAUAAAACCAAUAAAAUUAAAAUCAAUCCCCCCCGAAACGUCCAGUCUUUUUGAGACACCAUCGAAUCAAUCUUCACUCUCUCUCCUAAUCUAAACCGUCUAUUUUCUCAUCCAACGGCUUUCUUUUAGUCAGGUUGUAGUUUAUUCGACAGUAGUUUUCUUUCUUCUUCCACUACUAAACCCUAAAAAAUGGAUAUUUCUCUUUCAGCCUCCUCUUCUCCCCUGUUCUUCUUCUUCACCCUUUUUUCUCCCUCACAACAAAAUUAAUUUUCCAAAAAUCCUAAAAAUAUUUCAAGAUUAUCCCAUUUCUUUUAGUAAAAUCUCGACCCCAUCUAUACAAAAUUAUCUUUUUUCGAACAAUAUUCGUUCACUAAUAACUGGGUAAUUUAAAUUAAUUUUUUUUUUUUUGAUAAUUUAUCGUGAGUGUUAUGAUCUAGAUGGCCGAUUUGGAAAUUUUUCGGUGAUAAUUUGGUGUUAAUUGAAGUGAAUUUAAUUGGGUUGUUAGUUGUUACAUGACCCAUGUGCUGAAACAAUCGUCAUAAUCGAAGAGUUGGUUGGUUGAUCGAAUCGUUGAUUUGACUCAGUGAGUUAACUCGGAGAGAACGAGGUUUGAAAUCUGGCGCCGAUGCCGUCAGUAGAGAUGCGGCGUUCGACGAGGGUGUUUGUUCCGAAGGCGAAAGACGGUGAAUUGGUUAGGGUUUUAAGGUCAGGGCGUCGAUUGUGGGUGGACUCUGCUGAUGUUAAGCAGCACCGAGGAAGUAAAAAUGGGGACGAUUGGUUUCCAAUGAUUUCCAAUGAUAGUGGCAAGUUUAAGCAACAGAAGAUUAAUGGUUGGCAUGAUAGCUCUGAUCCAAUGGAUGUUGAUCAUGAUGCGAAACUGAUUCCGAUACAAAGACUGCAGCCUGUGACGGAGCCGGAAAUUAAUCAUAGAUUGCCUAGUUUAAGAGAUGGGAGUUAUUGUCUUAAGAACAGAAUGUUUAGGAAUGUUUAUAGUAGGAAAAGAAAGCGUUAUAAUGUGAGGAGUUUGACGGGUUUUGGUGAUUCUGAUAGUAAGAAGUUUGGUUUGCAUUUUGUGAGAAGGCAAAGGAGAAAAAUUGGGCAAACUAAAAAGAAGCAAGCAGAUGAUGUAAUUGAAGGGUAUUAUGAUCAAGGGUUGUUGUCGGUUUUCGUCGAUUUGUGUUGUGAUGGGUGUUCGUUGUUUUCAAGUGUUUUGAGUUCACUUCUUAGGUAUUUGAGUAAAGAAAGAGUUGGUUUAAGUGAGGUUUCAACGUUCCUGGUUUCCAGCCCUGUUUCGCCUGUUUUUGCAUCGUCUGGCAUUCAUUUCUUGUGGAAUUGUGUGUCAAACAAGAUCAAAGGUGUAUGCCGAAUUUCUGGGGUGAGGCAGUUUAUAGCAAUGUUUACACUUGACUAUACAGCUGCUCCCUUGUGUUUUCUGCACCUACAUGCAACAAUGUUAUUUAGGUCGGUGCGCCUGUCUUGUUUAUGUUGGUACGAUUUUGACCGAAAAAAUGAGAGUACUGAUGAAACCCUUACAUUCGUCAAUGACCAGAAUGAGAGUCCCCCUGACAGAUUAGUUGCCCCUGCUAAAGAUGAGUCCAAGGAUAUGAAGUCUAUAAAUUCAUCUCCUGGGGCUAGUAAGUUAUCCAGUCGAAAUGUGCAAGGUAGGAUAGGGGUUCUUACAGGAAGUGCUUCAAAGAGGCGGAGGCGGUCGUUAAGGAGUCGGAGGGCUAGAAACCCGUUACCUUUCGUUUUGCAGAAAUCGCCUGGACCAUUAGUAUCUAAUUAUGUUUCCAAGAAAAAAGCCCACCCUGCAUUACCUUUAGCUUGUAAACAGGAGCUUCGGAGGUCUGUUCGAAAGAGUUCUGUGAUUGAAAUUCCUGUGCAAAAGCCGGACCUAUCAAGCUUGAAUGUGGAUCCUGAUUCACAGUGCUGUACUGCUAAUGUCCUGAUUGUAGAAGCAGACAAGUGUUACAGAGUUGAGGGGGCAGAGGUCAGAUUAGACACCUCUGCAUCAAAUGAGUGGCUUCUUGCCAUUAAAACAGAUGGGACAACAAAAUAUUCUUUAAAGAUUCAGAAAGAAAUGAGACCCUGUACAACCAACCGUUUUACUCAUGCUGUGAUUUGGGCAUCGGAAAAUGGGUGGAAACUAGAGUUUCCUGACCGGAAAGACUGGGCAAUGUUCAAGGAACUCUAUAAGGUAUGUGGGGAAAGGAACAUUGUACCAACGUCCCCUGGUGUAAAAAUUAUCCCUGUACCUUGGGUAUGUGAAGUGACCAAUUCGUGGGAUCUCCCUGGUGCCUUUGUUAGACCGGAGUCAUACAUUCGAACAGCCAAUGAUGAACUAUCUAGGACUUUGUCUAGGAAGACAGCGAACUAUGAUAUGGAUUCUGAGGAUAAAGAGUGGCUAAGCAAGCUCAAUAGUGAGCUGGAAGCAUCAAAUCAUCUUUCUGAAGAGAGCUUUGAAUUAGCAAUUGAUUCUUUUGAGAAAGCUUCUUAUUGUAACCGGGAGGAUGUCAAUGAUGACAUAGCAGCUGCUAGAUUGUGUUUGGAUGUAGUAGCUAUUUCGGAUGUAGCUGAGCAGGUACAUAGAUAUUGGAUGAAGAAGAGGAAGCAAAAACAUGCCCCGCUGAUUAGAGUUUUCCAGUGUCUGUACCCUUGGGAAAUUAUAAAGAAGAAAAAGGGAUUCAUGCUUGUCACGUCGUCAGUUUGGCUUAGCUACACUGCAUCCACCACCCCACAGCCCACCCCCCUGCCCUUGCGCGAAUUAAAAUACUUAAACCAACCCACGAGAGCACAAUUGAUCACAAAACCUGUGUUACGCAAGAAGAGAUCCCUGAAACGGCAGACUGUUCAACCUAUGCAUCGAGGUCGAGGCAAGGAUAGUAAUGUUCUUCAAGUGAUAGCUGCUGAGCAUAAUGCUGCAGAGGAACAAAGCGCGGUCCUUAGAAUACAGGAAGCAAUAGCUUCGGCAGACAAAUCUGUGGAGCUAGCCAUACUUAAACGUCAGAAAGCACAGCUCCUGAUGGAAAAUGCAGAUCUAGCAAUGUAUAGAGCUACAAUGGCUCUAAGAAUCGCCGAUGCUGCUGCUGAAAUUUUAGACACCCAGCAAGCUGCUGAUCAUUUCCUUGAGUGAAGGUUAACAAGAUUAUAGGUCUUAGAGAUGCUAAUUUUAGAGGGCAUUUUUUUCCUUUUUUUUAAAAAAAAAAAAUAAUAAUUUCUUUAUCUGCAUAAAAGAAUUGCAGCCUUCGACUGCGGCUGUGUUUUUUGAGGCAUUUGGUUGGCCUUUGGAAAUGUAUUGUAUUUUUGUAUAGUAUCAAUUUUUUUGUUGGGGGGCUGUUUUUUCAUCUUUUUAUGUACAUUUUGUAUCUUUGUUAUGACGCCCUGUAGUCUAUAUGUACAAUGGAUUCAGUUGGUGUCUUUGAAAAAAAGAAGGUAAUGAUCAUCGAAAAAGUAAAAAAGUUGGGGGGUAAAGUCUGGUUCGUUUCUUUGUAUAUUUUUCAUCUAGCUUUAGAAAAAAAUAAUACUAAGCUAAUUUUCACCGA